AUGCUCAUCUAUAAAGAUGCUUUCACAGAGGAUGAACUUUGUUCUGAUUCAUUUCCAAUGAAACUUAUUGAUGACUUUGUUUAUGAAUUUAAGGGAAAACAUGUCGUUCGUAAAGAAGGAGAAAUUCUUCUUGAUGGAGCUAACCCAUCAGCUGAAGGUGAAGAAAUGGAUGAUGGAUGUGAUGAACAUGUUGAACGUGGUAUUGACUUCGUUCUUAAUCAUCGUCUUGUUGAAAUGAAUUGUUAUGAAGAUGCUUCAACAUUCAAAUCAUAUGCUAAGUCUUUUAUGAAGAAGACCCUUGAUCUUAUGCAAAAAAAUGGAAAAUCUGAGGAUGAGAUUAACACAUGGAAAAAGAAGGCUCAAACUUGGAUUUCAUCUCUUAUUGCUAAAGAUCGUUUCAAGAAUCUUGCUUUCUUCAUUGGUGAGAACAUGGCUGAAGGAAAUGGUGAAGGUCAAGUUGCUAUUGUUGAGUACAGAGAUGAAGACGGAAGUGAAGUUCCUGUUCUUAUGUUGGUUAAGGAAGCUAUUGUCACAGAGAAAAUUUAA
This is a messenger RNA of Strongyloides ratti, 546 nucleotides long. RefSeq names its product Translationally-controlled tumor protein. Gene Ontology annotation, molecular function: calcium ion binding. Gene Ontology annotation, cellular component: cytoplasm. The record is from RefSeq and is a predicted model, not a curated record. The coding region runs from base 1 to 546 and encodes 181 amino acids. Lineage: Eukaryota; Metazoa; Nematoda; Chromadorea; Rhabditida; Strongyloididae. The transcript has 2 exons.